Molecule: messenger RNA, 2963 nt
Organism: Austrofundulus limnaeus
Lineage: Eukaryota; Metazoa; Chordata; Actinopteri; Cyprinodontiformes; Rivulidae
Gene: e2f5
Product: E2F transcription factor 5
Exons: 8
Coding region: 175-1221 (348 amino acids)
Biological process (GO): regulation of transcription by RNA polymerase II
Cellular component (GO): RNA polymerase II transcription regulator complex
Molecular function (GO): RNA polymerase II cis-regulatory region sequence-specific DNA binding; DNA-binding transcription factor activity, RNA polymerase II-specific; protein dimerization activity
Source: RefSeq, a predicted model, not a curated record
CGAGCUGGACGAGAGAGUUGCCGUGACAACAACGUACGACCACAGGUACUGCAGUCGUCCAGUUCAGGUAACACAAGGCGUUGUCUGCUAACAAGCAAAACAAAAAUGUUUGUUUGUAGUUGAGGCAGCCAGUAAACCAAAAAGAAGCGAUUUUUUUUUUUUUUUUUUUGUAGAAUGAAGAUGGAGUUUGAGACGAAGACGACUGUUCCGACCCCGAGUCGCCAUGAAAAAAGUUUGGGGCUCCUCACGAUCAAGUUUGUCAGCUUGCUACAAGAAGCUGAGGAUGGCGUCCUUGAUUUGAAAGUGGCUGCAGAUAUCUUAGCAGUGAGGCAGAAGAGGAGGAUUUAUGACAUCACCAAUGUGCUGGAAGGUGUGGGCCUGAUUGAGAAGAAAGACAAGAACAUCAUUCAGUGGAGAGGACAGAACAGAAGCAGCCAAACUCAGGAGGUGCCGGAACAGGUCAGAGAUUUAAAGGCCCAAAUCUCUGAGCUGGAGGCCCUGGAGAAGGAGCUGGAUGAGCAGAAGGAAUGGCUGGAGGAGAACAUCAACCACCUCAACCACGAUCCAGGCACCAUAGCCUAUAAAUUUGUGACACACGAGGACGUCUGCAGCGCUUUCAACGGAGACACCCUUCUGGCCGUUGUGGCUCCGUCUGGAACCCAGCUGGAGGUGCCGCUUCCUGAAAUGUGUAAGAGUGGUCAGAAGAAGUACCAGGUGAACCUGCGGAGUGACUCGGCUCCCAUCCAGGUGUUGCUCAUCAACAGAGACUUGGGCUCCAUGGUACCCAUGGUCUUGUCUGUGCCUCCAAUCAACGACAUAUGUCCAACUCCGCCCGACACCCCCGCCAGCCUGUCCAACACCGCCUCUCUGUACUGCAGCCAGGACUCUGCCUGCUCAGACCACCAGAUGGUGCUGUCGGGCCACGAUGACGUUCUGACGCCGUCCUGCUUGCCUGAGGAUGUGGAGAUGGUGUGUCACGCUCAGCCUGCAGCGGUGUUGGAGCAGCAUCACAUAGACCUGACAAGCCCAGAGUUCCCGCCUGUCCUGGACGUCAGCAGCCUGCUGAAGCUCAGCGUCUCUGGAGAGCACGUGAAGGACGACCGAGGAGGAGCUGUUGACAUUGAUGAGCUGAUGUCUGCUAAUGGUAUGGACUACAGCUUCAAUCUGGACGACAAUGAAGGUGUGUCUGACCUGUUUGACGUGCAGAUCCUCAAUUACUGAGCACUGACUCUGAGCAUGUUUUUGCUUUCCUUCAAAGAUGCUAUAAACAUACACUUUUGACUGUUUUGUUGCAGUUGUGCAGAUUAUACUUUACAUCCUGUUGUUGCCUUGAUCAAACAUCUACAUUCCUUUACACACUUGUUUACUCUGACCUGUUGCCAACAAACAACCUACCUGAAUUCUUUCAUUGUUAGGUCCUUAAUUAUACAGCUUUGAGAUUUUCAUAGUUUCCUCUGUUAAAAACAACAUUCCAGGCAGUUAGUGACAAAGUGGAAGUAAGCAGUUUUGCUUGAGCUCAUUUUUACAGUAACUUAUUUUUUUUAACUUCCUACACAAGAUUGAAAAAGUGCAUGUAAGCGUUCUUUACGUAACAUAUCACAUGUUCUGUUUUACCAGCACUUAGCCUUUAAUAAGUCAUGUUUUUUCGGGCAUUUUGUUACCUUGUUCUUCUAAAGAUGCCAAAGUUUUCUAAAUUAUUGACACUGCCAAUUUAAAGGCCCUGUCACUCUAGACAACUUAUGUCAAUUUAUGAACAUUUUAAAGACGCCUACAUUGAAGAUCGAAUUGAAAAAAAAAAAAAAACAGGAAGCUGCUUUUUGGCAUAGACAUAAUGUAAUUUGAACAAACUGAUCAAAUAUAUAACUUUUAUUAGCAAUUUAGACAUAAAAAUGUUUCAUAAGUUGCUAUAUGUUGUCUAGUGGGACAGGGCCUUAAGCAUUUAGAGAUUUUGUUUUCCUGACCACUACUGUUGUAAAUGUAAACUCCUACAUUUUGCACUUAUUUAAGUUUUUUUGAUUUAAUGAAACUAAGUAUCUGAUUUUUGUUUACAAUAUUUGUGCCAAAUUUCUAACCAAAGUUAAUAUUUUGAGCUUGAAAGGCAUUUUGUAUAUUUGUUGUUUCCUUAUUAGAAGCCAUGUUUUCGUUGCUGAUUAUAAUUCUUUUUUUAAUUAAUUUAUUUUUUCCAAUAAGUUCAUUUAAUAUUUAGGCUCUGCUUUUCUGAUAAAUAGAAUUAGCAACGUUAAAAAAUAAAGAACUUGUUUGGGAGUUAGUGAAUUCUACAGAUGGCAGUGUUUAUCAUACUUUACCCAACGUUUAACAUCAGGAUGGGAAUGUUUUGUCCCUUUUGUUUUUCUUUCUUUCUUUUGGCUAAGUGAAGUGUUUUGUUCUGUCACUGCAGCAGAUGCUGUAUCUCAGAUGGUUUCCACAUGAGAGCAAAAACUUUGCGGGAGAAACUUGAUCUGAAUCAGCUGGGAUACAUGGUGGGGGUGGGGCAAGAACCUGCUAAUCUAUAACACAUAAAUGACAUGUAAUGGUGUAAGCAAUUUGACAAACCACAUCAACAAGACAAAUCACACAUGACUGUUGAUGCAAUUAUUGGACAGAUGUAAAAGUGUUUCAACUUUCAUUUCUUCUUCAGGAAAACAUCAUUGCAGGAACUGAACAUCAACAUUUGAUAACUUGAUACAUGUGUUUCACAGCUUGGGUUGUUUUUGCCAAAUGAAAAGGUGUACACGUGCAGGAAGUUCUUAAGGAAAUGGCAAAUGUUCUUCCCACAAUAAACUCAGGAGGGUUGUUUGGUUGUAGUUAUCUUUAAAAUUAAACUGGAAUGACAAUAGUUCAGCCAGAACUGCACAAAAACGACGCCAUGCCUUUUUAGCAGGCCCUGUAGAUGUGUUACAUCAAGGAGAUCUGCUGUAUUUAUUCAUGCUGAUUAUAAUUAAAGUGAACUUGUAAUUAACAGA